CCAGACCCCGCCCCUUGCACUGGCAGCGAGAUGGCGUCGCGCUUGCCGGACGGUUACCAUGGAAACCAAGGCCUCGGCACGCUUAGUGCCCAAGCCCCUAAAGUGCGGAACUCCAAGAGCGAUAGCAUGGGCAAGACCCUACGCCUGCCCGGUGCCUCCCGUCGGGUGAGUGCUUGGAGCGGGGAUUUGGAGGAACUUGAAGAGAGGAACAGGACAAGCCCCCGGCGCCACUUAUUUGGGAAGCGGACAGUCUCCGUCCCACAUCAACUUAGCGAGCGCUGCGAUGUGUGGAGCUCGGGUAGCGACAGGUCUGGAGUCAGGGCUCACAGCGACACAGACGAUCGCUCCUUCGAAGAAUCCGGGAGCGGUCGCUCUUCCCGGGAUCCCGGCGGCGGGCAGCCAGCUAUUCUGCUGCGGGGCAUAUUUCACAUAGAGAAAAGAAGUUGCGACGUGUCGCUAACAUGCAACCAGUUGCAGUGGAGCCCCAUUCAGCCUGAGAGUCCAGGGAGCACAAGUCUGACACACCAACAGAAAGAAGAGAUUCUAGACUUGAGAGAUAUAUUCUCAGUGAAACUAAAGCGGCGACGUUCUGCUGGGCAGACAAAAGGUGGCACUCUCUUGGGCAUCACAAUAUUUCUGUGCAUCAGAAAAGGACGAAAACUAAAGGAUCGCUCAGUUCAUCUUCACAACCAAAGUGAGGAUUAUUGUGAUAUAUGGUUCAAACAGCUAAAGGAGAUCUUAAAUGGGUUUCCAAAUAGACCAAAGUCUCUGAAGAUAAUAAUUAACCCACACAGCCAUAAAGGAGAAGCUUCCAAACUCUAUUAUGAGCACGUUGCACCACUCUUCAAGCUUGCUGACAUCCAAACAGAUGUUACAGAAACAACGUAUGCCGGGCAUGCCCUCGCCUUACUCAGAGAAUGUGAGCUCCAGGAAUAUGAUGGGGUAGUUUGUGUUGGCGGCGACGGAUCAGCCAAUGAAGUUGCUCAUGGUCUUCUUCUCCGAGCCCAGAUAGAUGCGGGAAAGAAUACAGACACGAUUUUCACGCCAGUGAGAGCACCAAUUCCUUUGGGCAUAAUACCAGCAGGCUCCACUAAUGUACUGGCAUACUCACUUCAUGGAACUAAGCAUACAGGAACCGCUGCAUUACAUAUUAUCAUGGGAAACAUCCAGCCAGUUGAUACUUGUACAUUUAGCAGUAGCAAUAAGCUUCUUCGGUUCGGUUUCUCGGCCAUGUUUGGAUUCGGAGGAGCGACUCUUGCUCUGGCGGAGAAACAUCGCUGGAUGCCUUCGUCCCAAAGAAGGGAAUUUGCAUUUCUAAAGACCCUUGCCAAUUUAAAACCAGAAAGUUGCGAACUUACCUUUCUACCUAUUAAAAAUGAAGAAGUGAAAUACCGUGGAGCCCAAAAAAACAAAAGAGAGAAAGCUGCUCGAUCCGGCAGCAAGGAUCCAUGGCAACACAUCCAAGGUCAGUUGCUAAAUGUAAGCAUUAUGGCUAUCCCCUGCCUUUGUUCCAUGGCCCCCAGAGGAUUGGCACCCAAUACCAGGCUAAGCAACGGGACUAUGGCUCUUAAUAUUGUGAGGAACACUACGAGACAAGAAUUUGUGAAGCAUUUAAAAAGAUUUGCCACUUUGAAAAAUCCGUUCAGUUUCCCAUUUGUUGACACGUUCCUGGUUGAAGAAGUGAAGAUAUCACUAAGAAACUAUGGCAGAAGCUCACAGGAACAAAAUGGCAACAGAAAUACGGCAGAAGACAUUUGUCCAUGGAAUAUCGAUGGAGAUUUAGUAGAAGUUUCCUCUGAUAUCCACGUUAGGUUGCACCCAGAGCUCAUUAAUAUUUAUGGAACGAACGUUGAAGAGCUGGACGGGUUCAACGCAAAAUGCAGCUGUUUGUAGUUUCUCUUGCUCCAAACAAAAACACGCCGGGAGAACAACAUUUUUUUGUUUUUUACCUUAAGUUUUUAGAACAAAAAAAAAACUAUGAAAUUAAAAAUGACAAAGAGCUGUUAAAUCACAAAA
Messenger RNA from Xenopus tropicalis (tropical clawed frog), 2016 nucleotides. RefSeq names its product CERK like autophagy regulator (gene cerkl). The coding region runs from base 31 to 1893 and encodes 620 amino acids. NCBI's taxonomy places the organism in Eukaryota, Metazoa, Chordata, Amphibia, Anura, Pipidae. The record is from RefSeq and is a predicted model, not a curated record. Gene Ontology annotation, molecular function: kinase activity; ATP binding; transferase activity. The transcript is spliced from 13 exons.